Messenger RNA from Melanaphis sacchari, 1172 nucleotides. RefSeq names its product galactosylceramide sulfotransferase-like. NCBI's taxonomy places the organism in Eukaryota, Metazoa, Arthropoda, Insecta, Hemiptera, Aphididae. Gene Ontology annotation, cellular component: membrane. The transcript has 2 exons. Bases 1 to 1146 code for a protein of 381 amino acids. Gene Ontology annotation, molecular function: galactosylceramide sulfotransferase activity. Gene Ontology annotation, biological process: glycolipid biosynthetic process. The record is from RefSeq and is a predicted model, not a curated record.
AUGCGGUUUAUAAAAAUGAUAUAUUGUUUUGCCUACAUUGUAAUUUUACUGACGCUAAUAACAUUUUUAAUGAAUUUUAAUUUCAUACCAACUGGAUUUGUACAUAGGACAAUCAUUGAAUCAAAUUCACCACAACCUGCAACGGCAACAGAGAAGAAACGCAUAUUUUUUUUGAAAACACAUAAAUGUGCUAGCUCUACUGUUCAAAAUAUACUAAUGCGUUUUGGUCAUAUGGAAAACCUUGAUAUUUUAUUACCAACUAUGAAUAAUUACAUAGGAAAUCCUAUGCAUUUUAACACCAGUAUGGUAAAUAAUAAAUAUUCCACUGUAGAUGGCAAAUUUGACAUGUUUGUCCAUCAUACCAGAUAUUCCCAAGAAGUAAAAUCCGUUAUGAGAUCAGGUACAAUUUAUGUCACUAUUCUUCGGGAACCCACAGCAUUGUUUCAAUCAUUGUACUCGUUCUACCAUUUUGAUAAAAAAUAUAAAUGUAAUUUAACUGAGUUUAUCACCAAUAGGCUUUCAAACAAAUCAUCUGCAAACCACAUAAAACGUUACAAUAAUAAAUUAGGAAUAAAUCAAAUGAAUUGGGACUUGGGAAUGGUUUCAGACAAUUUUGAAAACAUUGAUAUGAUAAAUAAACAUAUAAAUAUGAUUGAAAGAGAUUUUGAUUUUGUAAUGAUAUUUGAAUAUUUAGAUGCAUCUCUUGUCUUACUUGCACAUUUCAUGCAGUGGCCAUUAGAGAAAAUGGCAUACUUACCAAUCAACAGCAGAAAAAGUACAUAUAAACAAAUAUUAUCAAAUGAUGAUGUUGAUCGAUUACAACAAAUCAAUAUGGCGGAUAGUAUGCUGUACAAACGGUUUUUACUGAAAUUUAAAGAAAUAAUAAGCAAAUAUGGAGUAGAAAAACUAAAAAAAGGAAUUCAACGUUUAAUGGUCAUAAAUCAAGAAAUCUUAGAAAUGUGUGUACAAUCUGUGGCAAAUAAAGGUUAUGCUAGAACAAUCUCAUAUGAAUUAAAAGCAAAUACAAAUGCAACAUGCAAAUAUAUUGCAAUGAAUGAAUUGAAAUACACAUCAUAUCUAAGGGAAAUACAAUACGAGAAACAGAAGAAAUACAAUGAAUUGGACAAAUUAAUGAAUAAUAAUUAAAUAUUAUAAAAUAUAUUAUCAUACAA